Molecule: messenger RNA, 249 nt
Organism: Mesorhabditis belari
Lineage: Eukaryota; Metazoa; Nematoda; Chromadorea; Rhabditida; Rhabditidae
Source: the annotation of a GenBank genome assembly
AUGGCGAUCUCUUUAUGCGGGGAACCUUCUGGUCUUCGCUACAUUCGCUAUAUACCGGAGUGCAAUCCCCAAUGCACAUCCGCUGCGCCAAUCGCCAACGUGCUGAAGUGUUGCGCGGCUCAUCAUAGCAGUGGUUUCGGCUUCUGCACAAAGAACAACCAGGCAAUUUGUGCGACAAAAGAUGUGACGUACAUUUGUUCAAAUCUCGGUUGUGUGGUUUCAUGCAGUGGGAAUGGUGAUUGUGGAGCA